Messenger RNA from Triticum dicoccoides, 1251 nucleotides. RefSeq names its product dof zinc finger protein 4-like. Gene Ontology annotation, molecular function: DNA-binding transcription factor activity; DNA binding. The transcript has a single exon. The coding region runs from base 94 to 945 and encodes 283 amino acids. The record is from RefSeq and is a predicted model, not a curated record. Gene Ontology annotation, biological process: regulation of DNA-templated transcription. Lineage: Eukaryota; Viridiplantae; Streptophyta; Magnoliopsida; Poales; Poaceae.
CGAGCAGAGCAGAUAGAUAGCAAGCUUCGAAAGCUAGCUCCCUCCUCGCGGCAGGCUCCACCAUCCCUGAGGCACGUGCGAGCAGUGCACGGCAUGCAGGAGUUCCAGCCCAUCCCCGGCCUGGCCGGGCGGCUGUUCGGCGGCGCGGCGGAUCGUCCGGCGGGCCUCCUCCGCCACGGCGGGGCGCCGGAGGAGGUGCGCUGCCCGCGGUGCGACUCGGCCAACACCAAGUUCUGCUACUACAACAACUACAACCUCUCGCAGCCGCGCCACUUCUGCAAGGGCUGCCGCCGGUACUGGACCAAGGGCGGCCUCCUCCGCAACGUCCCCGUCGGGGGCGGGUGCCGCAAGCCCAAGCGAAAAGCCGCCGCCGCCUCCUCCUCCGACGUCGAUAAGGACCCCUCCGGCGCCAAUAGCGAGGCCAAGAACGCACGCUCCGGCUGCAGUGCUGGCAGCUCCAGCCUCACCUCCGGUGCCUCGUCCGCGUCGACGAACACCGUCAAUGACGUUGGUGCAUGUGCCGCGGCCCACUCGAGCGGCGGAAGCAUGCCGUUCACAGGCCUUGGCCCAAGCACCUUCAUCGCAGACGCGCCGCCUCUGCAGCCGCCGACGGCGAUGUUCACCGACCAGGCGGCCGCGUUCGCGUCGCUCUUCGGGACGCCGCUUCCGGCCUUCACCUUCUCAGCGCAGCGCAAGGCCGAGGACGACGUUGCCCCUGCAGUCACAUCCACAGAACAGCCGUCGUCGGCGUCUUCCACCGCAGACCUGGCGCCGUUCUCCGCACGGUCAACUGGCGCGGCGACGGCAUCAGCGUCAGACUGGCCGCCGGCGACGAUGAUCGACGCCGGGAUAUUCGACAUCGCCGGCGCCGUCGGGAGCGACACGACGUCGUACUGGAACACGGCGAGCUGGACUGACCCGGACGGGACGGUAUACCUGCCCUAGCGCGACGCGCGAUGACGAUCGUGCGCGCGGCCGCCCGCUCAGCCCCGUCGUCGCUUGCUCCAGCUUCGGUCGAAGGCUUGUCUAAUCGUAACCACCGCUGUCUUAAUCUAUACUACACCUUCUAAUCCUCUCAGUGUGCCGGCAGCUUGGCUGCUUCUGUCGUUUCUUUCCAUGCUAGCAAAUUAUGGCUGAACUUCAUUUUAAAAUUUGAUUGAUUACUACGGGUUUGUUGUAGCCAGCGAGCUUUAGUAGCUGGUAGCUACAAUUAAUCAGUGUAAAUAUCAUGAUCGGUACUCCUAAUUCUAA